AUGGUGGCUAUUGAGGACCCCCUCGACAUCCACUACGACGUGGUCAUUGUUGACGAGGCCCAGGACCUCUCCCCCCUGUACUUUUACGCCCUACGCUCCGUUGCCGGUGGCCAGACCGGGCACACCCAGAAGGUUCUGGUGGGCGACUCGCUGCAGACCAUCAACUGGGGCCUCAGACACGUACUUUUGCCAGCCCGAGCUGUACUUUAA
Sphaeroforma arctica JP610 is the source of this 210-nucleotide messenger RNA. RefSeq lists its product as hypothetical. The coding region runs from base 1 to 210 and encodes 69 amino acids. NCBI's taxonomy places the organism in Eukaryota, Ichthyosporea, Ichthyophonida. The transcript has a single exon. The record is from RefSeq and is a predicted model, not a curated record.